Protopterus annectens (West African lungfish) is the source of this 1930-nucleotide messenger RNA. It is a transcript of the gene GREM2, whose product is annotated as gremlin 2, DAN family BMP antagonist. The record is from RefSeq and is a predicted model, not a curated record. NCBI's taxonomy places the organism in Eukaryota, Metazoa, Chordata, Ceratodontiformes, Protopteridae. Gene Ontology annotation, biological process: animal organ morphogenesis. The transcript is spliced from 3 exons. The coding region runs from base 430 to 933 and encodes 167 amino acids. Gene Ontology annotation, molecular function: BMP binding; receptor ligand activity.
GUAGGGAGUCAGAAGAGAGAGCGCAGCAGCAAGCUAAAGCUCACAGCUGGCAGUCUCGAGGUAGAAGACAGCAGCAACAGCAGCGCGUCAUUAGUACUUCCUCGUCGCUAAGGGCACAUGGCACUUUUCCUGGUAACCAGGGAGUGAAACUGGAAACCUUAUGGUGGUUUAAUACUCCUGCGUUUAGGGUUAUACCUGAAAAAAGGAGAGAACAUUCAGUGAAACUACUCUGCAGUUUCCAGCUUUCAAAAGACGUGAAACAAAGUGUCUUUUGUCAACAGUACCUGACUAUACAACUGCAGUGACACAGUACCUUACAUCUGUCUCAUCCAUAACUGGACACCAGACCUACUGGAGUGGUACUUGUGAGCUACAAACUUGACUUCUCAAGUUACUCCAUCAACCAAUGAGUCCAUCUAAAAACUAAGGAUGAGCUGGGCAAGUUUCUUCUCUUUGCUGGUGUUGGGAAUGUUAUUUGAAUCAACAGAUGCCAGGAGAAAGCACCCACCAGGAGCAAUACCAUCACCCUACAAAGACAGAGCAAAUAACUCUGAAAGGUGGGCUCAAAAAAAACAGGAGGUGCUUACUUCAAGUCAAGAAGCCCUAGUAGUCACUGAAAGAAAGUAUCUAAAGAGUGACUGGUGCAAGACACAGCCACUAAGACAGACCAUCAGUGAGGAUGGUUGCCACAGUCGUACUAUUGUGAAUCGCUUCUGCUAUGGACAGUGCAACUCCUUUUACAUUCCACGCCAUGUCAAAAAAGAGCAGGAAUCCUUUCAGUCAUGUGCCUUCUGUAAGCCUCAGAAGUUCACCUCUCUAACUGUUGAGCUAGAAUGUCCUGACCUUGAUCCACCCUUUCGACUCAAGAAAAUUCAGAAAGUUAAACAGUGUAGGUGUAUAUCUGUCAAUGUUAAUGACUCACAUAGGAGGUAAAUAAGCAAUGAACUGAUGUAUAUCACUCACUACACAGGGUUUUGAAGUAUGUUUUGAUUAGAUAUCUUUUAUUCAUUUAUUUUCUUUGUGGUUUCUCACUCGUGUCUCAGAAGGUGAGCCAGGUCCACCUGCAAUAUGCUUUCUGUUGAAUGUCAUUCUUCAAACAGCAUGUGGAAAAAAACUUGGCAUCAGUUACAGGUGAAGUCAAGCUCACUGUCUGGAUCACCUACUCAGACAUUGUUCUAAUUUGCUUUGGCAGAAUAACUGAAUACAGUUACAGUUGUCUAAAAAAAAAUCCACUUUAAAGUUUCCACUGUGUGGAAAAAGCCAUCCCAUGUUAAGUGAGUGAUAUUAUCUUGGCCAUGGACCUUUCUGUUUUUGUUGCUAUCAGUAAAUCUCCAAGUCUAGAACUGUUUGCUUUUAUUUUAUGGACUGAUGCUGCUUGGAACUUGAUACAGUGCCAAAGGAGACUGGAGAAACUUUAAUCAGAGUGAACCUGAUGAAAAAACUGCUUCAGUGGCAGCAUGAAUUACACCGUGCUCCUUUAGAAAUGAAAAUUGCCUGGGGUUCUUGCAACUUGAAACACAUGCAUUAUUUGAGAAUUGUGUGAUAUAAUAUUAAGAUAACCUUCUGAAAAGAUUAUAUUAAAUGUGUUUUGCAAUAAUGUAUUUGUAUAUCUAAUUAUAGACGUCAACUGUUCUAAUAUUGUUUUCCCUGUAUGUAUACAUCUAUUUUAUUACAGAGUAUCUGUUAAGACACCACAAAAAUAUGACGAGUAUACAUUUUUGUAAUCCAACAACCUACAUAAUGAAAUACUUUGUGGUUUUUCAGUGUUUUCAUAUCAGAUGAUAAAUGCUGAGUGCAGCAUAUUUUUUUCUGUUAAGUAACUAUCAGGUUACUACUGUGCAGAGAUGCUUCAUUUAAGUUUCAGAAACUCUUAUAGCAAGUUCUGUAAGAGUUCACUGUAAAAACAUAAAAGGAAAUUUAUUUUACUAGA